Mauremys mutica (yellowpond turtle) is the source of this 1544-nucleotide messenger RNA. RefSeq names its product IFI30 lysosomal thiol reductase (gene IFI30). Gene Ontology annotation, molecular function: oxidoreductase activity, acting on a sulfur group of donors, disulfide as acceptor. The record is from RefSeq and is a predicted model, not a curated record. The transcript has 7 exons. NCBI's taxonomy places the organism in Eukaryota, Metazoa, Chordata, Testudines, Geoemydidae. Gene Ontology annotation, cellular component: lysosome. The coding region runs from base 514 to 1266 and encodes 250 amino acids.
GCCUCCUGGUCUCAGUGCAUUCCAGGGGGACUGCUGCUGAUUUCAACAGGCACAAUGGGGGCCAGGCAGCUCCGGGCAAUGUUGCCCUGGGACAGAGGGAGCCCCUCCCUGUUGGUCUCGACAGUGCCACUGUCCUGCCCUCCUGGGCCCUGCUGCCUUCACCUCCAUCCCACUUCUGCCUCACCCGCCCCCCCUCAUCCUACACAUGGACUGGGAGCUCCUUUGGGGGGUGUACAGCACCCAGCACCCUGACCCCUCCCCGUACAGUGAAAGGGGUGUGCAGGAGGUGGUCAGCGCACGGCUCGCGCCGUCCCCCCUGGACCCUGGUGCCCAGAUGUGGUUGUGGUUCCGGUUGUAGCAGGAGCUGAGCUGGAAGGUGGGGCAGGCACAGGAGGAGGAAGAACAGGCUGAGUUGGGCAGGCAGGCGGCUGAGGGCGGGACCAGAGAGCCUUGAAAGUCCCAGCUCCUUCCCCAGCUCUGCUCACUCUGGCUCCCCUCCAGGCUGAUCGCACCAUGAGCCGCUGGCUGCUGGCUGCCCUGGCCCUCUGGGCUGUGAGCGGUGGGGACUCCCUGCCAGCCUGUAACUACCCGCCCAGGCUCUUGUGCAGCUCCUGGAAGAUUGCCGUGGCCUGCCAGGUGGAGAAGCUAUGCCCCAAAUUCUACCACCGCCCCCAGGCAGCCAACCCUGUGUCGCUGAGCCUGUAUUACGAGAGCCUGUGCCCGGCCUGCCGCGGCUUCCUGGUCACCCAGCUCUUCCCCACCUGGGUGAUGCUCAGUGACAUCAUGAACAUCACGCUGGUGCCAUACGGAAAUGCCCAGGAGAAGAAUGUCAGCGGGAAGUGGCAGUUCGAAUGCCAGCAUGGUGAACCGGAGUGCAGGGGGAACAUGAUCGAGACCUGCCUGAUGUACCAGCUGAAGGACUUCGAUCGGUCUUUCCUUGUGAUCUUCUGCAUGGAAUCGGCGGGCUCUGUGGUCGAGAAUCUUGAAGCUUGCCUGCAGGUCUAUGCUCCAACUGUCCAGCUGGCUGAGAUCAAGUCAUGCGUGACGGGAGAUCUGGGCAACAAGCUGAUGCAUCACAAUGCUCAACUGACCGAUGCCCUCAACCCCCCCCAUAACUACGUGCCGUGGAUCCUCGUCAAUGGGAAACACACGACCGCUCUCCAGGCGCGAGCCCAGACCGCUCUGUUCAUGAUGGUUUGUGAGAUGUACACGGGUGAAAAGCCAGAUGCCUGCAAAGACGGGGGGGCUGAGUCCCAGCUCCUCUGAAGACCGAGUCUCUCUGCCUGAAUUAACCCCCAGCCUAGGGCCGCUCCCUGCACCCCAGUGCCUGGCCUUGCAGUUGGGGUGAGCAGCCAGCCAGAGGCAGCAGGGGAUCUAUUUUUGCCUGGUAUGAUGAUGUCAGCUCUAGGCUCAUGCCCAGUAAACUCUGCUGCAGGUGGGGGCAGUUCAGUUAUGAGCAGGGGGUUGAUGGGAGAACAGGCACAAGAUGGUUUGAAUCAGGACAUGGGAAUUCGAAGGAUCUUUUCACGCAGGGUGUCAGCACC